Molecule: messenger RNA, 3735 nt
Organism: Cydia pomonella (codling moth)
Lineage: Eukaryota; Metazoa; Arthropoda; Insecta; Lepidoptera; Tortricidae
Gene: Gp93
Product: endoplasmin homolog
Exons: 14
Coding region: 193-2529 (778 amino acids)
Biological process (GO): protein folding
Molecular function (GO): ATP hydrolysis activity; ATP-dependent protein folding chaperone; ATP binding
Source: RefSeq, a predicted model, not a curated record
UAAUCCCAGCGGAGCGGUAUAGUUUAUCACCUCCUUUCUUUUUCUUACUUUUCUUCUAUCUGUCAGUUUCAAACAGAUCGCGAAGACAUAAAGAAGGCGAAGCUACUAUUUCGUGUUAACCGGCGCAAUAUAAUUAAAUAUUAAUACAUCGUUUUUGAAUAAGUCUUUGUCACCCGCGAGGGAGAGCUAACAAUGAAGUACUUUUUGUUGUUGGGAUUGGGCCUCCUACUCCUCUCAGGUUGGACCGUGGCGCAGGAGGGUGUGGGGACCGUGGAGGAGAUGACGGUGGAUGCCGACCUCGGUAUUUCAAGAGAAGGUUCCCGGACUGACGCGGAGACAGUUGCCCGUGAAGCGGAGGCGAUCAACCCAGAUGGCCUGAGUCCCGCGCAGAUGGCCGAACUGCGGGCCAAGGCCUCCAACCACACCUUCCAGACCGAGGUCAACCGCAUGAUGAAGCUCAUCAUCAACUCGCUGUACCGCAACAAGGAGAUCUUCCUCCGUGAAUUGAUCUCCAACGCCUCAGACGCUCUCGACAAGAUCCGUCUCCUGUCCCUAACCGACCGCAAGGUGUUGGACGCGACGGAAGAACUCGGAAUCCGCAUUAAGGCGGACCCAGAGCGCAGAUUACUGCACAUUAUCGAUACUGGUCUUGGCAUGACCAAGAAUGAUCUGGUCAAUAAUCUGGGCACCAUCGCCAAGUCGGGCACGGCUGACUUUUUGUCUAAGAUGCAAGACGCUGAAAAGAGUGGCGCUCAGGAGAUGAACGACAUGAUCGGGCAGUUCGGCGUGGGCUUCUACUCGGCCUUCCUCGUCGCCGACCGCGUCACCGUGGUCUCCAAGCACAACGACGACGUGCAGCACGUCUGGGAGAGCGACGCCAGCUCCUUCAGCGUGGCGCCCGACCCGAGGGGAGACACCCUCAAACGCGGCACUCACAUCACGCUGCACCUGAAAGAAGAAGCCGCAGACUACCUGCAGCCUGACACCAUCCGCGCCCUCGUGAAGAAGUACUCGCAGUUCAUCAACUUCCCCAUCCACCUGUGGGCCUCGCACACCGAGACCGUUGAGGAAGAGGAGGCCGACGAGCCAGCUCCUGCUGCUGAUGAUGAGGAUGCUCAGGUCGAGGAUGUGACAGAAGAGAAGAAGGAAAAGAAGAAGACCGAACGCACCGUUUGGGACUGGGAGCUCAUGAACGACAACAAGCCCAUCUGGACCCGCAAGCCUGCCGAGGUGUCUGACGAGGAAUAUGUCACCUUCUACAAGUCGCUCACCAAGGAUACCAGCCCACCACUUGCAAAGGCGCACUUCGUGGCGGAGGGCGAGGUGUCGUUCCGCGCGCUGCUGUUCGUGCCGCGCGCGCAGCCGGCCGACUCCUUCAACCGCUACGGCUCCAAGACCGACCACAUCAAGCUGUUCGUGCGCCGCGUCUUCAUCACCGACGAGUUCAACGACCUCAUGCCCAACUACCUCGCUUUCAUCCAGGGCCUGGUGGACUCCGACGACCUGCCGCUCAACGUGUCCCGAGAAACGCUACAACAGCACAAACUGAUCAAGGUCAUCAAGAAGAAACUCGUCCGCAAGGCCCUCGACAUGCUAAAGAAGAUCCCUGAUGAUGAAUAUGAGGCCUUCUGGAAGGAGUACUCCACCAACAUCAAACUGGGAGUAAUGGAGGACCCCAGCAACCGCGCCCGCCUCGCCAAGCUGCUGCGCUUCCACUCGUCGGCCUCCGAGUCCAUGACGUUCCUGGCCGACUACGUGUCCCGCAUGAAGAAGGGCCAGAACCACAUCUACUACAUCGCCGGCUCCAGCCGCGCUGAGGUGGAGAAGUCUCCGUUCGCGGAGCGCCUGGUCCGCUCGGGCUACGAGGUGCUGUACCUGACGGAGGCCGUGGACGAGUACUGCCUCGGCGCGCUGCCCGAGUACGACGGCUUCAAGUUCCAGAACGUGGCCAAGGAGAUCUUCGACGUUAACGAGAGCGAGCAACAGAAGGAGCGCUGGGAAUCAUACAAGGAGCAGUUCCAGCCGCUCACCAAGUGGCUGGACCAGCAGCUGCAGCAGUUCAUCACGCGCGCCGCCGUGUCCAAGCGGCUGGCCAAGUCCCCGGCGGCGCUGGUGGCCACGGUGUUCGGCUGGACCGGCAACAUGGAGCGCCUCGCGCUCUCCAACGCGCACCAGAAGGCUGACGACGCGCAGCGCAAGCACCACCUGUCGCAGAAGAAGAUGAUGGAGAUCAACCCGCGCCACCCGCUGGUGCAGGAGCUGCUGCGGCGAGUGAACGACGCGCCCGACGACCCCGCCACCAAGCUGGCCGCCAUGUCGCUCUACCGCACCGCCGCGCUCAGAUCUGGCUUCAUGCUACAAGAAGGGCAGGCAGUGGAAUUUGCAGAGUCCGUGGAGCAGAUGCUGGCGCAGUCCCUCGGCGUGCCGGCCGACGCCGUGCCCGACGACGACGACUUCCUCGACGUCGGCGCCGACGCAGACUCCGACGCCGCCGAGGACGUGCCCGCCGAGGACCACGACGAGCUGUAGGACUGAAUGUUUAGAGACUGUAUGAAGCCUGGAGCUGUGUACGAGCAGCGCUCUGCCCAUUAGUGGACCUUAUGUAUUUCCAAUAAGGUUUACAAUCGGUUAACUGUUUGAAUGUACUGAAAAUUAUGAUCCUUGGAGAUAUUGAGCAUGCUUUUACGGCGAGAACGCUACUGACAGUUUAUUUAACCUCGCGAGGCCGCGGGUCUUAACGGCCUCGGGUCCCGAGUAAUUAAAAUAAAAUGUCCUAUUAUUAGAGCACUGUCUUUUUUAUUUCAUGUGUUUUCAAAAUAGACCUUAGGAGGGUAAUGUCCAUAUUUUACUAUUCCAAGGGAUCGUGCUCAAUAUUUCUUGGACUAUCAAAAUUGAAAUUAUUUGACGUAUUGCAUAUCAAUGUCUAGCUUAGGUUCCAGUUACUUUUCGGGUAUGUCAAAUAAUUUCAACCAUCCUUAUAGAAAUUAUUGUGAUAAAUAAGUUUCCUUAUUGUCACCUAUAAGUAUAUCUCCGAAUUCCAUAAUUUCAUAUGCCAUGAUUUGUUAUUUACAUAUUUUUUCUAAAGUCGUUUCUGUAAAUGACAUGCCACAACCACAAUUUAGUCAUAAUUUUUAGUGAAAAUAAUAUCAAAAUAUGUUAUAUGAAAUUAUGGGAUUUGAAAGUAAAAAAACGCUUGCCGCGUCGACCAUGUUUAUCAUUUCAUGAAGUAUGCUGAGUUUGUGUCUAUUAUAUAAAUUAUUUGUCAGUAGGUAUGCUAGAAACCUUUAUCCUGAUUUCGUGAACACAAAUAUUUAUCAGUUAAUGCUGCUUUCAUACCGUGCCGCCUCGCUCUCUAGUUUUAAAUGCAAUGUAUGUCGGAAUAGCAUCUAGUUUUAUCCUUUAGUCGGCCAGAAGCCUUUAAAAAGAUCUCCCAUUCAUUUUGUUUUGAUAAAUCAAAGUUGUGUUUGUCUUAGCGGCUAAAGGAUAUGUUAAUUUACAUAAAUAAACUAUGUAUUACAAAAUCGCGAGCAAUGUUCACCAUUUUUGUCAGCCAGAAGUGCAUUUUUUUUCCGCGUUUGGUCGUCGCGGCGGCGCCACUAGCGAUAAGUUCUCGUGUGUGAGUGCGACGGGAGAUAUGUGUGCCCGUGUGAUGCGAGCGAAUGUUCGCGUUGUUGUGUGGAGAGCAUUUUUGUAACGGGAGACGGCGUAAGCUGUAAAUAAAUUAUAUUUAUUAAA